AUGAGCGAUUUCGCCAGUCUACGACGUGGGAGUUUAGCAAUGCACGUGCUGAAGCUACAAGCAGUUCCUCCCCUCCCCACUCCUUCACAAUUCACUUAUACCCAUCAUAAUGGAAAUACUAUGCUUGCAAAGACACAAGGCACGUCGAUGUCACCGCCACCGGAAAAGGAAUGCCAGACUAGCUCCGCCGUGACGUCAGAAGUGGGUGUGGCUGUCCAGCCGAGUGUCGCCGACCUUGAAAUGCAGACUGAUGAACAAAUUACUCCUAAAACCAACUUUGGAGUAAAUACGGACCAAGUUGAAGACAAGCUCGAAGCGGUAGAAAAAGUCGACCAAGCGACUGCCAACGACGAGUCUAUUCCAACAGUUACAGUUGAUCACCGAACUAUGACCAUCACUCAAGAUUCGGUCCCAAAAACGGAAGUGGUUGAUCAGGAAACUAUGACCAUCGCUGAGAUGGUCCCAAAAACCGAAGUGGUUGAUCAGGAAACUAUGACCAUCAUUGAGGUGGUCCCAAAAAUCGAGGUUAUUCCUGCUGCUGCCGAAUUCUCCGCAGCUGCUGCAUCCAGUGACGCUGAAUGUCAGACGGAAACAGGCGGUUCAGAUUCCACUGUGGAUUCGACCGCAUCUGAUGACGUCAUUGGCGACGCUGUGGUCGAGUGUUCACGAUGCAAACAGCGUGAGGAGACCUUCACCAGAAACGUCGGUGUGGGCGUGUGUUCCAUUUCAGAUAAGGUCGAAAAAGAUGACGUCCGUUCCAAGGAGUUUGACCGAGCUCGAGUUGAGGCCGUCAAGAAGCUGCUGACGUCUGAGCAGAAGCAGCCAUUUAUACGUGGAACGCCCAUCUCGCGUAGCGCUCGAAUUGAGAGAAACAAAGGAGAUGAUCUCGAAUACAUCACUAAUAAGAACAGGGCUUCUUCUGAAACUCCACAGACACCUGCUUCAACACCAUCCGGUGAGAACAAGGACGCAUUGAAAACCAAAGUUGUUCUCAAAAAGGAAAUUCCACCUCCACCGUCGAAUCUUCCUGAUCCGGUUCCGGCUAGAAUACCACGACCGAAAAUCAGUAAAUAUGUGGCACCAUCUGAAAACGCUGAGACACCUGAUGAGGAGGAAGAAGCUGCCGAUCGACUUACUCCACUGAGAAGUGAGCUGCGAAGUCUUGGAAGGUGGCCAAGGUCAAACGCACAAGGUGCCCUAUUCUCCAUACAAGACUGGCAG
Ostertagia ostertagi is the source of this 1221-nucleotide messenger RNA. The record is from the annotation of a GenBank genome assembly. Lineage: Eukaryota; Metazoa; Nematoda; Chromadorea; Rhabditida; Trichostrongylidae.